GGCGGCGGGAGGCAGGGAGGAGGGGGAUCCUCCUCGCUGCUCUCCCAAGUCGGAGCGGAGCCGCCUCGGGCCGGGCUGAGGGCUGCGUGGCGGCUGCGGGGCCGGGCCAGGAUGCGGGGCUCCCGGGAUCGCGCCGGGCGGGGCAGGCGGCGGCGGCGGGCGGCGGGCGGGAGCUGUCCGCGGUGCUGAAGCGGCGGCGGCUGCGGCGGCGGCAGGGACCCGGGGCCGGGAGCAGAGGCACCCUCCUGGGAUUUCCAUCGCGGCCGCAAGGCGGGGGCGCCGUCGUUCACCGGCCCAUGCUGGGCCCCCGAGCCCCGCGGAGGAGGCGGGACCGUCCUCGGCGGGACAGGUCCUUUGACAAUUCUCAAGUCUCCCUCCAGCCCUGACCAUGACCCAGGGUUUCAACUGCAUACAUCUAAUUGCCAGGCUAGACGAAUGAGCCAGCUCUGUGGGGUAAGUCCUGCUGCUGCGCCCACUGUGUGGACAAAGAAAAGGACACCUGAGAAGAGAAGGAGCCAGCAAAAGGUCGCACAGCUGGCUGAUGCCACAGGCAGGGUCUGGAAGCCUGUGUUCUUAAACAUUUCCGGCCGCGCACCGCACACCCAGGUCUCAGCGUCUGUCUGUCUUGCUCACCCAGCAGGCUCUCUGAAGACGGCUCCGCUGGCGCAGGCUCCCUUCCCCGGAGCUGGCCCAGAACCAUGGAGAGUCUGAGCGAACUGCAGAAUCCUCUGCUGCCUCAGAGCCCCGCCCCGCUCCAUGGCCCCUACCCCUACCGCGAGGCUUCGCCCAGCUGGUCAUGCCAAGAGAAGCUUUACUCCUACCUCCUGGGUGCUGCUGGCUCCGCUCGCCCCCACCAGCUCCUGGACCCGGGGUCCCUGCAGCUGGCCGUGGAGGCCUGGUACAGGCCCAGCUGCCUCCUGGGGAGGGACAAGGUCAAGGAACCCAGAGCAAGCAGCUGUGAGACCAGCUUCACAGAGAACAGGGAGCUCCAGGCUGGGCCCGCAGAGCGGUCCACAGAAGCGGACCAAGAGGAAGAGGAUAUCACCAUCCAGACGGUGUCCUACGGGGUUCAGGAGGAGCUGCAGGGCCAGGAGAACAACCAGGAGGAGGAGGAGAGUGAUAUGACCUCGACGGACAGUGAAAGUGAAGACAACUUCGUGGCGCUGCCCCCCAGGGACCACCUGGGCCUUACUAUCUUCUCCAUGCUCUGCUGCUUCUGGCCCCUGGGCAUUGCUGCCUUCUACUUCUCCCAGGGGGUAAGAGCAAGAGGGGCACAGGGCAUCUGCUCCAGCCCCUUCCCUCCACCGGAGGGCUUGACCAAAGAUGGGGGAGGAUGGGGAGGCCUUUGUGCAGGAGGGGGUUGGAGCCCAGUGGGCUGGGGCUACGUUGCCCGAGGUGGGGAUGCCCCUUUCACCAGCGCCUCUCUCUCCCUAGACCAGCAAGGCCAUCUCCAAGGGAGACUUCCGCCUGGCCAGUACCACCUCCCGCAGGGCCCUCUUCCUGGCCACACUCUCCAUCGCCGUGGGCGCCGGUCUCUAUGUGGCCGUGGUGGUGGCGCUGGCGGCUUACAUGUCCCAGAAUGGCCAUGGCUAGUGGCCAGGAGGGCCUGGCAUCCUGACGCCCCGGCUCCGUCUGAAGAGACAAUGGGACUUGGGGUCACAGACCUUCAGGAGCACCAGGGCCCCUCAAGACAACCCGCCACCCCAGCUUGUGGGGGAGGCCUCCCAGGCUGCAACCUGCAGGGCUCCGCUGUCCCUUCUCGUCCCUGGCCCCCCGGCCCCAGAGCAAAGCCAAGGCCACCACCCGCUAGCCCAGGCUAUGUCAGGAAGCAGGAGAGAGUAGGGCUGCCCACCAAGACAUCCAGGCAGGACCUACGUCUGGCUUGA
Messenger RNA from Lutra lutra (Eurasian river otter), 1886 nucleotides. RefSeq names its product synapse differentiation inducing 1 like (gene SYNDIG1L). The transcript is spliced from 4 exons. Lineage: Eukaryota; Metazoa; Chordata; Mammalia; Carnivora; Mustelidae. The coding region runs from base 699 to 1886 and encodes 395 amino acids. Gene Ontology annotation, cellular component: intracellular membrane-bounded organelle; membrane. The record is from RefSeq and is a predicted model, not a curated record.